Molecule: messenger RNA, 928 nt
Organism: Galleria mellonella (greater wax moth)
Lineage: Eukaryota; Metazoa; Arthropoda; Insecta; Lepidoptera; Pyralidae
Product: trypsin, alkaline A-like
Exons: 5
Coding region: 106-888 (260 amino acids)
Biological process (GO): proteolysis
Molecular function (GO): serine-type endopeptidase activity
Source: RefSeq, a predicted model, not a curated record
CUUAUUUUGAAUUUUAAUCGUGCGAUAUAGGUAAAUUAUUUAAUGAUAACAAGCUACGUGGUAUUAGUUUAUAUCGUGUCAUGAAAGUCGUAAACAACUAAUAAAAUGAAGGUGUAUACUUUUUUAUUGUUUUCUUGUUUCAUCGCAUAUGGCAAGGCCCAAUAUAUCGCGGGCGGUGAGGCGGUAAAUAUAACAGAGUAUCCAUACGCCGCUUCGCUGCAAUAUACCGGAUCAGGCGCCGAUCAAACAUGUGGAGGUGUAGUGCUAUCAGCCACCGCUCUACUGUCAGCCGCUUCCUGCUUCUACACUGCCAAUGGAGCACUGUACAACCCUGGAGAUUGGCGAGCCAGAGUGGGCUCUUCAUUUGUAAGCACCGAUGGCCGGAACUACACAAUUAGGCUAAUCACAGCACAUCCAGACUUCGAAUUAACUACUAGGGACAACAACAUCGCCGUCUUGAGGACAGUAUCGUUUAUUGAAUUGGUCCCGGGUUUGGUGGAGGUGGCCCGUAUUGCUGGUGGGGCGUUUACAAUUGCACCCAGGAAUUCUAUUAGCGCUAUUGGAUGGGGUGCAGCUAAAGCGUCAGAACCCACUGAGCAGCUUCAUCACGUUUCAGCGUUCGUGAUAGACCAAGAAACAUGUGCUGUUCGAUAUCAAGAUAUAAAUUUCGCAGUUACCGAUAACAUGAUCUGUUUCGGUUGGCUGGAUGUUGGUGUAUUUGGCCAAUGUUCCGAGGGUGGUGCUGGAAGUCCGAUUGUGGUGAACGGUGGCGUAGUCGGCAUACAUUCUUGGUCAAACGAGUGUGCAUCACUGCGGUACCCGAGUCUAAAUACCAGAACGAGCCCGUACUGGAAAUGGAUUGUUGAUACCGCCAAUGCCGGCAAUUAAAUUAAUUAAUUGUUAAUUAUAUUAUCUUUAUUUAUUUUUU